AAAAUCCAUACGAUUUGACAGAAUGCUGAUGUGUCCAAUCAUUUUCUUUUUGGAUUAAAAUAAUUCAAAUCUUUUGAAACUACAUCAAAUAAGCAAUUAUUGUAUCAUUCAUUACCAUGUCUGAUGACGAAACGGAACUUCUGGACGACUUUCUGAGCGGUGUUUCCCAGUUCGAAUCGAACGUGACCGCACUGACCCGUGUGCUGGAAGAGUACACAGGGGAAGCGAUCGAGUUUGAACACUUGGAUGACGACAUUCGUCGUUUGGAAGCAACCAGCAGAACCCUUUGCAACUCGGUGGAAAAAGCAGUUCAACAGAUGGUGCCAGGAUUGUUGGCGGAAGUUGAAGCGAAGAACCGACAGCUGGAUCAGCUUAGCGUGUCCAACAGAAAUUUCGAAACGGCAACGAAAGCUCACAAGGAGAAGAUCGCCCAGUUGGAGCAGGAACUGAGGGCCACCAGAGAAUAUAUUUCCAGCCAGGCGGUUGGCCAGUUCGAAUCCGUCUCGUGGAUCGGAUCGAUAAUGGGCGCAAUGCUGUGGAAAUCGUGCAAACAGCACGAAAGCGUCAAAUCGCUAAUUGGAACCGACAGCCUGCGGGACUUCCUCGGUAUGUCCAACUGCGUACUGAGCAGCUUCGUCGCUCGUCAAGGGGCAAGCGGAGCGGCCAAGUUGUCAUCGGACAGCGAGGAUUACAAGUUCAUGGCCACCAUAUGUGGAUGUCUGACCAAUCUGGCGGCGUUUCCCGAGGGCAGGACAUAUUUGGCGGUUGAAACGGAUGGGCUUUUGUUUGCCAAUAAUCUGCUGCUGGCCUUGGAGUUAUUUCGAAUGCCGGAGGGAAGAUUGCUGAAGAGAAUGUCACUGACUUUCGUGUUCAACAUCUGCCUGGAGAAUAAUGGGGCGAAAUUUGUACUCGGCGAUGAAGGUCGGUUCGGAAGCAUUGUGCGAUGUUUGGAUCAAGGAAACUCGGAGGAUGUGCUGACACUGGCCGCUAGCUUGCUGGUGCGGUUGAUCAAGGCGGUUCCAGAUUUCAGGGCAAAAGCAGUAAUUUCUUCGAAAAUUACCAAAGGCGUUGUUAAACAAAUCGUUAAUAAUAGCAGCUCGGAACUGAAGGAAACUGCAAGCCAUUUGUUGGAGUUGAUUGAGUACGAUUGGAUCAAAGCGGCAGUGAAUAAUGUGAAAUAA
Molecule: messenger RNA, 1181 nt
Organism: Armigeres subalbatus
Lineage: Eukaryota; Metazoa; Arthropoda; Insecta; Diptera; Culicidae
Exons: 5
Coding region: 117-1181 (354 amino acids)
Cellular component (GO): cytosol
Source: RefSeq, a predicted model, not a curated record